AUUAACUGCGAAGCUAUUGUUAAUGGCGGUACGCUGUUUUCAGCACAUUUGAUAUUGUAACUGGAAACUAUUACUUCGAAAAAUAUUGUAAAACAAAGAGAAAAUUCACUUUACAUUGUUGAUUAAUAAACAUGACUUCUCGUUAUGAUCGUGCAAUCACUGUCUUUUCGCCUGAUGGACACUUAUUUCAGGUUGAUUAUGCACAUGAAGCGGUGAAAAAGGGUUCCACGGCGGUUGGUGUCACAGGAAAGAACAUAGUUGUGCUUGGUGUUGAAAAAAAAGCUGUCGCUAAACUACAAGAGGAGAGAACCCUUAGGAAAAUAGCACUACUUGAUGAACAUGUUGCUAUGGCAUUUGCAGGUUUGACAGCUGAUGCUAGGAUAUUAAUAAACCGUGCCCGAGUGGAAUGCCAAAGCCAUCGUUUGACUGUUGAAGAUCCUGUUACUGUAGAAUAUAUUACAAGGUUUAUAGCUCAGCUCAAACAGAAAUAUACUCAGAGUAAUGGCCGUCGUCCAUUUGGCUUGUCUGCUCUAAUUGUUGGAUUUGAUUAUGAUGGCACACCCCGUCUCUAUCAGACUGAUCCUUCAGGAACAUAUCAUGAAUGGAAAGCUAAUGCCAUCGGCAGAAGUGCAAAGACGGUACGAGAAUAUCUAAAGAAAGGAUACACUGAUGAGUUGGCCGAAAAAGAUGAAGAAUGUAUAAAAUUAGCUCUUCGUGCUUUACUAGAAGUUGUCCAGUCAGGUGGAAAGAAUGUAGAAUUGGCUGUAAUGCGAAGAGACAGUCUACUUAUGAUGAUGGAGUCAUCAGAGAUAGAAAGAUACAUUGCAGAAAUUGAGAAAGAGAAAGAAGAGGAAGCUGAAAAGAAGAAACAAAAAAAAUAGUUCAACUCACAUCACCACAUCAAGCUUUUCAUCUCCUUUGAUCCUUCUUAGUUUCUCUAUCAUUGCUGAAUAACAUUUUUUUCUUGUUUAUAAAAUUAUACAGUUUAACAAAUGA
Messenger RNA from Octopus bimaculoides (California two-spot octopus), 996 nucleotides. RefSeq names its product proteasome subunit alpha type-7. The record is from RefSeq and is a predicted model, not a curated record. Gene Ontology annotation, cellular component: proteasome core complex; proteasome core complex, alpha-subunit complex. NCBI's taxonomy places the organism in Eukaryota, Metazoa, Mollusca, Cephalopoda, Octopoda, Octopodidae. Gene Ontology annotation, biological process: ubiquitin-dependent protein catabolic process.